AUGAACCUCCAGGCAUUUUUCAAAUUUGCUGCUGUUGCUAUGCUCGGCGUUACUUCUGUCCAGGCAUCACCUUUCUCUCUCGACCGCCGCUUCGACCUCAAGCCGCGAGACACGGUUGUCUCCAACCAAUGUUCUGAUCUCGUUGUUGGUGCCACCAAGACACCCGACAUUGGCUCCGUGUGUGUUGCUCUCACCAGUGGCCAGCUUAGCAUCACCUACAAGAUCGAUGUCACUGGCUGGACGUUCAACGAAGUCCACGCCUGGGUCGGCACCUCUGCGCCUACAACAACUGUCCCCGGCGCUUCCCCUGGUCAAUUACCUUACACAGUUGCCAAUGGCAAAUGUAUUAUCAAUUCUGAUAAAACUCAAGUCGUGUGCACUGUCUCUCCUAUCCCCAGCGCAUGGAGAGGCUGUGACGGCCAACUCUACAUCGUUGCUCAUGCGGACGUAACUGGCCCAGGAUCAACCACCUCGCAAACCGCAUGGGACAACGGUCAAUGCUUCGACUCCAAGGGCAACUGCGCGAAAUACUUCAAGGUCAAUAGAGAGUGCCAGUGCCCAGUGGAAAUUGACUAUUUCCCUGUCACCUCUACUUCACUCUCUACUAGCAUCUACCCGUCUACGUCGACCACCACGUACACUACCUCUACCAUAUCUACGUAUACCACCUCUACUACAGUUACCUUUGAGACUCAGUCCGAAUCUACUACGACGAUAACGUCCGUCACUUCAAGCGUGAUCAUCACAACCCCGCCUCCCACCACCACUACCUCGGCUUGUGCCGACCCAGCAGCCGGCACCCGCACGACUACUAUCUCCAAGGAACUAUAG
This is a messenger RNA of Arthroderma uncinatum, 831 nucleotides long. RefSeq lists its product as uncharacterized. The record is from RefSeq and is a predicted model, not a curated record. NCBI's taxonomy places the organism in Eukaryota, Fungi, Ascomycota, Eurotiomycetes, Onygenales, Arthrodermataceae. The transcript is spliced from 4 exons. The coding region runs from base 1 to 831 and encodes 276 amino acids.